This is a messenger RNA of Ceutorhynchus assimilis (cabbage seed weevil), 885 nucleotides long. Lineage: Eukaryota; Metazoa; Arthropoda; Insecta; Coleoptera; Curculionidae. The record is from the annotation of a GenBank genome assembly.
AUGAUAAAACGAUAUUUGCUACUAAUAUUAUUUGUUUUUAGUCCUUAUAAGUUGUCGGCUCCCCGUCUUAAUGAGACUGAAAGUCCGGAAGAGCGUAUAGUCCAUGGAUACGAUUGUUCCACAAACGAUUAUCAAUAUUUCGUUAAAGUGGAGUCCAAAAAAUCGGAUGACUUCAAUAUGCUAGGCGGCGGAGCGCUGAUUGGAAUAAACUCUGUACUAACUUCAAGUAUUGUUACUGACUUGUUAGCCGAAUUUGGCAUUGACAAUUCUUGGAUAAUAGCAUCAGCUGAUGGUGAUUCUCGGAAGGUUAUGAUUAUAGGAAAUUUUACUCAUCCAUCAGGCGGAGUUGCCGUUCUGAAAUUAAAAGAAUCAUUACGAAACAUCAAAUUUGCAACUCUUCCCAAUCGGAACGAUGAAAAUUUUUUUAAUAAAUGCGCGUCAGUUUUAAUCAUGGGAUAUGGACGCACAAAAUUUGGUAUCGGUCAUGGCGAUUUGCCAAAAACUCUACAAUGUGGUGCUGCCACAACAAUACCUGGUAAAAAGUGCAUGGAACUAACGCAGGAGUCGCUGGAGAAGUCGGCGGAUAGUGAAAUACCUGAUGAUGAUGAUGUUUUUUGCUUUUCUAUCGAUAAGUUCGGGCAUCAAUCUGCCCCAUCUUUUCCCGACUUUGGAACCCCGAUAAUAUGCAGUGAUGUCCAAGUUGGUAUUAUUGGUUACUUCGAUCCCAAUGUUCCGGGAAUGGUUUUUAAUGUUAAAGUACAGCCCUUUUUGGACUUUAUCGAGGAGCAUAUGAAGAACUGUUGCACUGCCGUUUAUUCUGGCUUCAUAGUAAUCACCAUAAUUAUCUUUGGAUUAUAUUAUACCUACUCUACUGUACAGUUUUAA